Messenger RNA from Cricetulus griseus (Chinese hamster), 3851 nucleotides. The record is from RefSeq and is a predicted model, not a curated record. Lineage: Eukaryota; Metazoa; Chordata; Mammalia; Rodentia; Cricetidae.
GCAGGACGGACGUGUCGGGCGAGCGCAGAGACAUCUCGGACAGGACCCUGGCCGGCCGCUUCUGUGGAGGAUGGAUGCGUAGGGAAGUUUUGAGCGUUGUUUUGGCAGAGGAGAUGAAGCAGUGUCAGGUCAUGUCGAGAAUAGUAGGGUGCCAGACAGCUGGUGAGGGACUUAUGUAGCCUUCGACGUUCGGGAUAUACGGUUAGGGCCAUUGCUCUCCGUUUGGAAGGACUGUUGGAAACCAUCGCAUUAGUCCAUUCUCCACACCGUUGUCCCAGUAUUUUCUAAAAGUGGAAAAUGCCCCGUGGCUUAAAUUUAGGAACUCCCAUUCGUCCUCACGAAGAAACCCAAAUCACACCGAGUGGUUGGGACGGUAAACGUUUCUGAAACCUAGGUGUCAUCUCUCUCUCCUCUGCGCGUUUUUGUGAUUGUAAGUCAGAUUUAGAGUAAGGUUUGAAAGGAAAGGCUUAGCACACCGUACUUAGGCACUUAACAUCCUUCUUGCUGGGACUGUUGUUCCCCAGGAGAAAUUCUUACUCUCCAAGUCUCGGGGUCCAUCUGUUUGUGAUGCCUUUCCUUCUUCCCUUUUCCGAGCCCUGCAGAAAAUUUGCUUUCUCAGUUGUGCUCUGUGGGGGCCUCUACUUAAGCUAUUGCCUUUUCCCCUCUAGAUCCUGGGCUCUUUUAUUCCGGGAUGUGGUUUGUUUUUAUUUUUAAUGUGCGUUGGUGUUUUGUUCUGCCUGUGGAAGGGAAUUGAGCUACCGUGUGGGUGCUGGAAAUUGAACCUGGGUCCUCUGGAAAAGCAGCCAAUGCUCUUAACCACUGAGCCAUCUCUCCAGUCCCAUGAGCCAUCUCUCCAGUCCCUGCGAUGUGGUUUUAUUAAUGUUUGAGUCACUGAUAUAGUCCAGUAAUAUCAUUGGCCAGUCUUCUUUUGUAGAUAAGUGUCUUGCCUAUACGAUGUUUUGUUUCUGUUGUAUUUUCUGUCGUUUCCUACCUGCCACAUGCAGUCUUUCGUCUGUUAAUUUUAUCAACUGCUGUUUACCAUUUACUAUGUUGGCUUGAUGAUAGAUUUUUCUCUAAGAGGCCCCUUUUUGUGUUUUGGGGUUUUUUGUUUGUUUGUUUUCUUUUUGAGACAGGGUUUCUCUGUGUAGAAGGCUUUAAAACGCAGAAAUCUGCCCGCCUCUGGUUCCUGGAUUCUGGGAUUAAAGGUGUUUUCCUACACUGCCGGCCUAAUGGGUAAGAACCUUUAUAAAGUUCGAUGGAAAGGAUAUACGUCUGAUGAUGAUACCUGGGAGCCUGAGAUUCAUCUGGAGGACUGUAAAGAAGUUCUUCUUGAAUUUAGGAAGAAAGUUGCCGAGAACAAAGCUAAAGCAAUCAAGAAAGAUAUUCAGAGACUGUCUUUAAGCAAUGACAUAUUUGAAGCAGACUUUGAUAGUGACCAGCAAAGUGACACAAAAGAAGAUACUUCACCGAGGAAGAAAAAGAAAAAAAUAAAGUGCAAAGAAGAGAAAAGUCCAGAUGAUCUGAAAAAAAAAAAAGCAAAAUUGGGAAAACUAAAAGAUAAGUUCAAGUCAGAGCUGGAAAGCACCUCUGAAAAUUUAGGUUUUGAUAUAAGGACAAAGAAAAGAAUUUUGGAAGCCAAGGAAGAAUUAAAGGACUCCAAAAAGCUCAAAAAGGAUGAAAUAAAGGAAAACAAGGAGUUAAAGAAAGCUAAAAGAGCUGAAAUAAGAGAUUUAAAGUUUAAAAUAAGAGAAGAUAUCAAAGACAACCGAAAAACAAAGAAAGAGAGGUCUAUUGAAUGUCCACUGGAGUUUGAGUCACCUGUACCUAAUGAGUCCCUCUCCCCAGAGGAUGAUGGGGAAGACUUUGUUUCUGACAACAAAGAAGAGAAGCAGAAGAUAAGAACGGUAAAAGAUAAGGCAGGACAGGAUACAGUGCAAGAGGGUAUUUUUGAGAAACAUUUGGAUGACCUUGUAAGUACUGACGAGGAUGCUGGGGCCCGAGUUAGAAGGAAGAAGAAAAAGCCAAGGAUAUUUGAUGAAACAAAAGAAAUCAAGAAGCUAGAGAACAUGGACACCUUUUUAGAAAGGAAGAUGAUACCUAAAAAGCAAAGAUACCAAGACAAGAGCAGAAAUAACCUAGAGUUAAGUAGGUUACCAUCACCUAUGUCUAUCCAGGCUCCGAAAAGUUCGAGGCUGAGUGGGGAAGAGAAGGGCCUAAGAUCCUCUGACUCGGCAGAGGAGGAGAAAGACACCAAAAAAAAUGAAUCCAAAGAAAAAUACCAGAAAAAGUAUGAUUUGGACAAAGAAGAAAAAUGCCGAAAAGAGCCAAAGGGAUUAAAAUCAUUUAAAGAAAUCAGAAGUGCAUUUGAUUUAUUUAAAAAAACAGAAGACAAAAAUGAUGUUCUUGAGAAUAAUUGGAAAAGAGAAGAAGUACCCUUGGAUUGUAAAACUACAGAUGAUCCCAAAAACAAGGACAAGUGUUCACUUAAAGACAGAAGAAAUACUAGAGAUGAGACUGACACAUGGGCGUACAUUGCUGCAGAAGGCGAUCAGGAAGUUUCAGACAGUGUGUGCCAAACAGAUGAGAAUUCUGAUGGCCGGCAACAGAUUUUGAGUUUGGGCAUGGAUCUGCAGUUGGAGUGGAUGAAAUUAGAAGAUUUUCAAAAGCAUCUUGAUGGGGAAGAUGAGACCUUUACCACAACAAAUACAAUUCCAAGUAAUUUGUUGAGGGAUGCUGUGAAAAAUGGAGAUUAUAUUGCUGUGAAGGUUGCCCUGAAUUCAAAUGAAGAAUACAACUUAGAUCAAGAGGAUUCUAGUGGGAUGACACUGGUGAUGUUGGCUGCAGCCGGGGGGCAGGAUGACCUUCUGAGACUCCUUAUCACCAAAGGUGCAAAAGUGAAUGGGCGCCAGAAGAACGGGACUACAGCCCUUAUUCAUGCCGCUGAGAAGAACUUUUUAACCACUGUGGCUAUUCUUUUGGAAGCUGGAGCUUUUGUAAAUGUCCAGCAAAGCAAUGGUGAGACUGCACUCAUGAAAGCUUGUAAAAGAGGAAAUUCGGACAUUGUGCGCCUUGUGAUUGAAUGUGGAGCUGACUGCAACAUUUUGUCAAAGCACCAAAAUAGUGCAUUGUACUUUGCAAAACAGUGUAAUAAUGUGCUUGUGUACGAACUGCUGAAGAGCCAUUUGGAAACACUUUCAAGAGUUGCAGAAGAAACAAUCAGGGAUUACUUUGAAUCCCGCCUUGCUCUAUUGGAACCUGUUUUCCCAAUAGCAUGUCAUCGGCUCUGUGAGGGACCAGAUUUCUCAACAGAUUUCAAUUACAAGCCACCUCAGAACAUACCAGAAGGCUCUGGUGUCCUGCUCUUCAUUUUCCAUGCUAACUUUUUGGGUAAAGAAGUUAUUGCUCGGCUCUGUGGACCAUGCAGUGUACAAGCUGUAGUUUUAAAUGACAAAUUUCAACUUCCUGUUUUUCUGGACAGUCACUUUGUUUACUCAUUCAGCCCUGUUGCCGGCCCCAAUAAGUUGUUUAUACGGUUGACAGAAGCACCCUUUGCCAAGGUUAAGUUGCUAAUAGGAGCAUACAGAGUGCAGCUGCACUGACCAAAGGACUGAGAUAAGAACCAUCUUUGUAGAAGUGAGGAAUUCUGGUGCACCUGAAAUGUUCACACAUAGUUCCUGUAAACUUGCAAUCUAAGCCUGUUGCCUGGUAAAGUACAACAGGAGCUUUAUCAUACAUAGUCUACAUGUGUGUGUUUGUGCCAUUGUUCAAAAUGUUCAAUGUUCUGCAUAGUUUAUUUCCACAAUGUGGAACAGUACAUGUGAGAACUAUUUAAUUAAAAUUUUGAACUUCAA